CACAAGGUCACAACGAGAUUGUACUUUUAUAAAGUGUCCUGAGCACUAAAGAUGUUCUUUCCUUAGUUACCUUGGAUCAUCAAGGAACCAUGAACCUGUGGAGGAUCGUAGGGGGUAUAGUCGGUGGAGUUGUAAUACUGGCCAUUGGAUUACUCAUUGGUCACUUUGGUAUUUCAAAAACUCCAUCCUGGGCCAAAGAUAUUUCUCAGGAUUUAGAUGAAAAAUUUAUCAGAGAGUUCAUGAAAGAAGUCGAUAAUAAAAAAAUAGAAGAUAAUUUGAGGACACUCAGUGAAUAUCCUCACAUGGCCACAACGGAUGGAGAUGAAGCAUUAGUGAAGUACAUACUCAGCCGUUGGAAAAACAGUGCUUCUGGUCUUGAUGAUGCUAAGGAGGAAAGAUAUGAUGUCUAUUUAUCCUUUCCUAAUGCAGAAAAGCCAAACAGUGUGCAGAUAAUUACACCAAGUAAUGAUGUCACAUUUACAUCGCUUCAAACUGAAGAGGAAGUAAAACCAGACCAAACACACCCCGCUGUAGUUAAACCGUAUGCUGCUUAUGCUCCUCCUGGAAAUCCAAAGGGCAAGCUGGUGUAUGCACACCAAGGUAGAUUAAGUGACUUUGAGCAACUCAACAAAACAAUAGAUCUAACAGGGACCAUCGCUAUUGUGCGCUAUGGAGGAGUUGGCAGGUCUGCUAAGGCAAUAAAUGCUGCUAAAUUUGGAGUAGUUGGUGUUAUUGUAUAUACAGAUCCCAAAGAUAUCAAUGAUGGCCUUUCUGACAAAUCUCAAACAUACCCAAACUCCUGGUACAUGCCCCCAUCGGCUGUAGAGCGGGGGUCCUACACUGAAGACUUUGGAGAUCUGCUUACUCCAUAUUAUCCAGCCAAAAGUAAUACCUAUAGAAGAAAUGAGAGUGACAUCACAGGCCUUCCCCCAAUUCCAACCCAGCCAAUAGGAUUUGGAGAUGCCCAGAUUCUAAUAUGUGCACUAAAAGGUCCUGCAGCUCAAGAUUCCUGGCAAGGAAGUUUAUCAUGUACAUAUAACACGGGCCCCGGAUUCCGUGAUGAUGGAGCUUACAAAGACAGUGAUGUUCAGGUCAAUGUGUACAAUUAUGCAACUAUUAAGUCAUCAGCAAAUGUGAUGGGCAUUAUCAGAGGAAGUGUGGAGCCUGACAGGUAUAUAAUGUAUGGAAAUCACAGAGACAGCUGGGUCCAUGGUGCAAUAGAUCCCAGCAGCGGAACUGCAGUCAUGCUGGAAAUCAGUAGAAUUCUUGGGGAAAAGGUCAAAAAAGGAAAAUGGCGCCCGCGGAGAACAAUUAUUUUCGGGAGCUGGGGAGCUGAAGAAUUUGGUCUAAUUGGAUCUACUGAAUUUGCAGAGGAGUAUUAUAGCAAGCUGAGGGACAGAACGGCAGCCUAUAUCAAUGUGGACAUUUCAGUAUUUGCAAAUGCCACACUGCGAGCACAAGGGACACCUCCAGUUCAGGAUGUUAUAUUCACUGCUGCUAAACAGGUACAAACCCCUUUCAAUUCUCUUAACGUUUAUGAUAACUGGAUCCGCCACUUUAACCGCUCCAGCUCAAUCUAUGGAGGUUUAAUACCAAGGUUGGGUACACUUGGAGCUGGGAGUGACUACGCCCCUUUUCUUCAUUAUUUGGGUAUCACGUGCAUGGACCUUGCCUACACCUAUGACCCGAGCAAGACCUCAGCACGAAUCUAUCCAGCUUACCAUACUGCAUAUGACACCUUUGAUUACACAGCUAAUCACAUUGAUCCAGGAUUCUUCAGCCACCAAGCUGUGGCACGUACUGCUGGGAAUGUUCUAAUACGACUUGCAGACAGUCUCAUCCUCCCGCUUGGACCGAGAGAUUAUUCGGAGACCCUGGAAACCUAUUAUAACACUGCUGCCUCCACCUUCUCUGCUGAGCUUACAGCAAGGAACAUCUCUUUAGAUCCAGUGAAGAAAGCUGUAGACAGGUACAAGACGUAUUCUGAGGAGCUCAACAAAAUCAUUAGUGAACUGAAAAAUCAAGAACGGGAGCCACUUAGAGUCCGAAUGAUCAACGACCAGUUAAUGUUGGUGGAGCGAGCUUUCAUCAAUCAUUAUGCGUUCCCGGACAAACUUUAUUACAGUCAUGUCAUUUGGGCAUCUCGGAGUUCCAGCGUGGUCACCUUUCCAGGUAUUGCUGAUGCCUUUAGUAAGGCAAGCUCUACUGGACUGCAAGAGGACUGGGACCAAGUACACCAUCAUAUCACUGUAGCUGCUACCGCCAUUGAUAAUGCUGCAUCCACUCUGCAAGCUGCCGCCACUAUUUAGCAAGCUUAUUACUGGUAAUUGUUCAAAAAAAAUAAAGGAAACAUUUUAAAGA
This is a messenger RNA of Rana temporaria (common frog), 2361 nucleotides long. It is a transcript of the gene NAALADL1, whose product is annotated as N-acetylated alpha-linked acidic dipeptidase like 1. Lineage: Eukaryota; Metazoa; Chordata; Amphibia; Anura; Ranidae. The record is from RefSeq and is a predicted model, not a curated record. Gene Ontology annotation, molecular function: carboxypeptidase activity. The transcript is spliced from 19 exons. Bases 90 to 2309 code for a protein of 739 amino acids.